Musa acuminata subsp. malaccensis (wild Malaysian banana) is the source of this 1120-nucleotide messenger RNA. RefSeq names its product zinc finger protein 8-like. Gene Ontology annotation, molecular function: DNA-binding transcription factor activity. Gene Ontology annotation, biological process: trichome differentiation; trichome morphogenesis; response to gibberellin. Lineage: Eukaryota; Viridiplantae; Streptophyta; Magnoliopsida; Zingiberales; Musaceae. The record is from RefSeq and is a predicted model, not a curated record.
GGUAGUACUUGGAAGGUGUUUGGGUAGCCAAAAGCCUCUUUAGUUCAGCAUCAUCCCUUGUCAGCCCUAGCCAUAUUGGCCCCUCACCAUGCCUUGUUCCCUUCUCUUCCUUCCAUCUCUACACCCCUUAAAGACUAUGUGAACUCCAUUACCAGUACUUGACUGAAACAAAGAGCAAAAAUCCCUUCCUUUCCUGCUCUUCACUCUCCUCGUUCCAUAGCUCCUCGGUCCCGUUUUGAAGCUUGUAUACAAGGUUCGACUGAGCUCGGAGGCGGCAACGAUGAGCGAGCAACAGAUCCACAACUUCAUGAAGGUCAGCGUCGACUCCUUCUCCGAGCUCCCCUUCAUCCGUGCCGUGCCAGCUCAGCAGAAUACACCCGAUACGAGCCCUGUCAUUCGGCUGUUCGGCAUCGACUUCGCCAUGGAGCCUGAUGCAUCACAAGAUGGCCCUUCCAACGACCCUCCCUCCUCCACCACCGAAACCAGUAACACCCCAAGCGCCGCCAACGCUGAUAGUGGGGAGAGUGCGAGAAAGUUCGAGUGCCACUACUGCUGCCGCAAGUUCCCGACGUCGCAAGCCCUUGGCGGGCAUCAGAACGCCCACAAGCGGGAGCGCCAGCACGCGAAGCGAGCCCACAUCCAUUCCGCUUUGGCGACACAACAGUACCACCACCCCAGCUUCUUCCCCGACGACCAUGUCUAUGGCUACCUCAACUAUCGUCAUCUGGGCUCCAUCCCCUCUGCCGCCCGCUUCGCCCACCCACCGCCUCUCCACUGUCCUUCUUGGACCAGCACCUGCCCUAUCAUGAACCCUUCCGCUUGCUUCCAUGGCAGCCUAGGUUCCACAUCUCAGCCCAUCAAAAGCAGUACGCUGCCCGAGCUAUGGAGGAUGCCAGUGCAUGACGGCAAGCCGAGCUUCCAUGGAGACUAUCCACCUGCACAGCCUUUGUUCGGAGGAAGAGACACGAAGGAAAUGGUGGUGGAAGGAGCUACUACUUUGGUUUCUCCAAAGGACCAAGGUGGGUUUGAUUCAGGCUCCAAAAAUGGUUUGAGUUUGGAUUUGCGUUUGUAACUCACAAGGGAUCUAAUAACAAGGAGUUCUCUAAUGAAUUCCAUCUUU